AUGGGAUACAGAGAUCUCUCCGCAUCUUAUGACCUUGGAACCAGUCGCGAUAUGGGCCCAUCAGGAUUUACCGGCGCCGUGAUUAUUGUGGUGACCGAUGUCCCGCGCGCCUGGCCCAACGUUCAAUCGAAGAGGACCCGGAAAUCGUACAACAUUAUAAGACGCUCGAAAGAGAGCAACCUGCACACCCUGAGCUCAAUGUCUGAAGACGGCACACGAACGGUCUCGAUAAUGGCCAACAAAAAGGGUCCCGGUCCGCCGACACGGUACGAAGAUGGGCAAAUGCACCGAGACUCCGGCGUGGAUUGCUGUGUGGUAUCGAAAUCCACGGCGGAUCGGUUGCUGGGUGGAUGCGCACCAGAGUCCCUGGCCCACGAUCGGAUUGUGUCGACGAGCAGCGGACAGACGUAUACCUGCUCUCAUAAGUUUGACGCUCGGUGGUGCUGGAAAUCGAAACCGAGUAGUAGGGCAGUCACCUUGUUCAUCGCUCCGGGUCUCGAAAAGGAAGCCGUCUUCUCCGAGGACCAGGGAGCCGAGACCAGCUCAUCCGGAGGACCCAUUGCCCCAGUCGAAUGCCGUCCUCCCAAGCCAGGUAUGUUCGUCCACGUUGAUGAAGAGCAGGAUAAAAAGCGUGCGGUCGAGGCUAACAAAAUCAAGGAGGACGUUAUCAUGAAGCAGCAAAACCAGAAAAAGGACUUUUAUGCCAGCCCCAAGAAGAAGUUGUGUGAGGCGGACGAGGGCUCCAAGCUUCGAACCAUGGCCGGCGUGGCUCAAAGGAACUAA
Messenger RNA from Rhinocladiella mackenziei CBS 650.93, 783 nucleotides. RefSeq lists its product as uncharacterized. The transcript has 2 exons. NCBI's taxonomy places the organism in Eukaryota, Fungi, Ascomycota, Eurotiomycetes, Chaetothyriales, Herpotrichiellaceae. The record is from RefSeq and is a predicted model, not a curated record. Bases 1 to 783 code for a protein of 260 amino acids.